Vitrella brassicaformis is the source of this 1781-nucleotide messenger RNA. Lineage: Eukaryota; Vitrellaceae. The record is from the annotation of a GenBank genome assembly.
GUCAAUGAGUCCAACCAAUCCCCCAUCAAUGGCAUGCAAUCCACCCACGCCGCGCCAUGCAGAGAGGCAGAAAUCGCGGAGCAAAGCGCUAUGGACUACGUAUAUCUAUCUAAUCUAUAAAUAUGCGUGUGUGUGUCCAUCGGCACGGCAGCAGUCCCCCCAGCACGCAGCAAAGACCGAAACCGCUGGCUGAAGCAGGGCCCUCACUCAUAUACAGAAAAAAAUAAAUACCCAUAUAUUCUCUCUCGUUCCUUUGGGUCGUCCGUUGGUUUGGUUUGGUUUCACACGGGGGUAGGCAGGCCAAAGAGGGCAGGGAUAUCCUCAAGCGAAUUGACACUGACACACACACACACACACAGAGAGAGAGAGAGAGAGAGCAGAAGACACAGAUCGGUCAAAGCAUCUUCUUCGCCCAUGCGACGCGAUGCACCUGACGAAAUUAUUGACGGCACUGUUUGUGUCGCUCUUGGGCUGCCUGCCCUUGUUGUUGACCAGCACGCCGCUCCACCCCGCCUACCGAAGACACACGCACACACACACACACACACACAACACACAGGCGUGUCAAUCCAGUCACCUACCUCGGCACCCCCCUGCACCCACCUGUGUGGCGCCCACAAUGUCCCUCUCGAAUGAGUCGCCGAUGUGCACGUGUGUCGUGCGGUCCACACCCACACACGACGACGACGAUGGAGAGGCCGGCUCGCCCUCUUUGGUCCACUGCUGCCGCACACGCCGGGCCUCCUCAACGGCCGACUGGAAUAUCUGGGGGUGCGGCUUCUCGACGCCCUGCUCCCGCGACAGCAGCACGAAGUCAAAGUACUGCAGUAGGCCGAAACGCGCUAGUGCCUCGGUUGCCCUCUCGUCAAAAUUGCUGAUCACGCCCAUGACGGGCCGCUCGUCUGCUCCAAGCGAUCCGCGCCACGAGCUGACCGACAGACACACCCCCACCCCCACAUACGAAACGUGCGGGCGCACGCACAUUGGCGGCACCCCACCCACCUGAGUGCUUGUAGCACCUCGUGUGUGUUGGGGAGGAGGGCCCAGCCCCUCUCUCCCACAAACACGUCGUAGUAGAGAUCCGCAAACACGCGGUCGAAGUAGCCGCUGCUGCCGCCGUCCUCAUGCUGCAGGAGGGCCGGGUCGACGCCCCCAUGGAUGUACGUGUGCCGCACGACGUCUCUCCACCACUCCACCGACGACAGGUUGGUCGCCGCGCCAAACGCAGGAUGCUCCGCAGACCUAAAGGGAGGGAGACAGACAACAGACAAAAGAAACAGAGGUCCAGAAACAUACAGACUUUGCCACCGUCCCUCCCUCCCUCCCUCCCUCCCUCCCUCCCUUCUCACUUUGCCUUAUAGGCCUUCAUGAACGCGGUGGUGAGGGCGUCAGCGUCGAGCUCUUCUAGAUGCCUUUCCCAUCCCGAGCCCUCGGGCAGAUGCUCGCGCAGGGCGAGGAGGUAGCUCUCGCCGACAGGGAUGCGCGGCGUGAACAGCGUGCCCGUCACGUCGAGUGUUACCAGGGAGGGCCGGGGAAACCGCACAGAAGACGCCACAUCUGUGGUGGCGCUAUGGCUGGACGUCGAUGACAUCAUUGUGACGCGAUGACGGGUGGACGGUCUAGUAGACGGUCGGGGGUUCCUGAAGGCAGCUGUUGGCUGCCAUUCUUGGCGCGUGACGGCUCGGACGGACGACAGAUGCUGGUGGCAAGGGCCAGAUGAAGCGAUGAGGCUGAGCGAGAGACCGAUUGACAGCCGCAGCCGGUUGCGAGAUGGCAACUGA